This is a messenger RNA of Cotesia congregata, 7866 nucleotides long. Lineage: Eukaryota; Metazoa; Arthropoda; Insecta; Hymenoptera; Braconidae. The record is from the annotation of a GenBank genome assembly.
UCGGGUCGAGGUACUGGUACCAAAAGACGAGGUCGACCACCCAAGUCGGUGGUGAUGGAGCGUCCGAAAAAAUUCCAAAUGCAAAAUUGUAAAAAACCUAAAUAUCUACAAAAUAAGGGUACGGAUACUCCAAGCUCUCAGCCAAGCACGCCGAUACCAUCACGUGCUAAUUCACCGUUGGGCAGUGAGUCGAGCAAACGUAGUACGAGAAGCAGAAAACCACGAGGUGGAAAAGCCAGAAAAGGUGGACACGCUGGUCCAUAUUCAAGACGCGGUUACAACACUAAUGUUGAUUACCACGAUUCGGAGUAUCAUUACGGCUCGGAUUUCGGAGACGAAUCCAGUGAAAAGAGUGAAGUCGAAGACGAGAUACUGGCAAGCGAUGUUGAAUCCUCGGGAUCAAUCGAGGAACCAGAUCCGUCCAGCGACAGUGAUUUUUCAUUGUCUGGUUUCAGCAAUAACAGCGGUACUCCAAGAAAGUCUUUGCUCAGCCAACAAAGACCACCUAGUCCUGAGCCACUGUGGUUACAAAAUCGUGAAUUGCCACAACUGGAACUUCCCAAGUCAUCAGAAGAUUUAUUACUGGCUAAUGAAUAUAUAAUGCCUUGUUUGUCUAUCUACGAAGUCUUGAGACAUUUUCGUACGCUAGUACGCUUAUCAAUGUUUAGGUUUGAAGAUUUUUGCUCGGCAAUUAAUUGUGAAGACCAAACUAAUCUUUUAGCGGAGAUUCAUAUCCAGUUGAUAAAGGCGCUGUUAAGAGAAGAAGACUCACAGCAGACACAUUUUGGUCCUUUGGAUCAAAAAGACUCAGUAAAUGUAACUCUGUACUUUGUAGAUCCAAUGACUUGGCCAGAAGUAUUGAGAUCUUACGUAGAAAGUGAUAAAAAUUUUGACCAGACUGUUUUACAAAUUUUACAGACCACUGAAUAUCCAUUUUCAUCGAUUGACAAUCGUAUUAAAGUAUUGCAAUUUCUUACAGAUCAAUUUUUAAUAACAAAUCCAGUACGGGAGGAUUUAAUUCACGAGGGUACAAUGCAUUACGAUGACCAUUGUCGUGUUUGUCAUCGCCUUGGAGAUUUACUGUGUUGCGAAACUUGUCCGGCUGUAUUUCAUUUGGAGUGUGUUGAACCACCACUGGUUGAUGUACCCACGGAAGACUGGCAAUGCAACAUGUGCAAGGCACAUAAAGUUACUGGUGUUGUUGACUGCAUCCCAGACGUCGAGAAAAACGGGCUGCUGUGUCGUCAAGAGCACCUGGGUUUUGAUAGACAUGGUCGCAAAUACUGGUUUUUAGCUCGGCGUAUUUUUGUUGAAAGCGAAGACGGUAAAGUUUAUUAUUACAGUUCUCCAUUGCAGUUUGAAGAGCUGAUUAAUUCUCUUGAUAAAACGGAAAUGGAAGUUGCAUUAUACCGUGAAUUGUCAGAUUAUAAGGAUGAAAUAAUUAAACAAAUGGAAUUAACUGAGACAAUUACUAAUCAAUAUAAAGGGAAUAAAAAGUCGUACUUGGAGAUGGAAAAUGCAGCUAUUUUGAGGAAACGAAAGGAGUUGAAGGAAAAAGAAGAAGAGGAAAAAAGAGCUAAAGAACGUGAAGAGUCUGGUGAAGUUGAUAAAAAAAAUGACGAAACUGAGACAACUGAUGCUGGUAAAAAUGAACGAAAAGACGAAAUUGAAGAUGUUAAUAGUAAUGAGAAAGCCAAGUCUAAUUCACCGUCAGAAAUGGGCGACGAUGAAGAGCCCGAUGAAAAAAUUGGUAAGGAUGGUAAAAAACAUACUAUUGUUACAAGAUCUAAAACUGGUUCACUUACUCCGCGUACUUUUAAUAUGGAUGAUUUAAAAAGACGCACGGGUAAUGAAUUGGAAAAGAGUUUUAAGGAUGACAAUGCUGACAGUGGUCGUUUAACCCGACAAAAAGCUCAUCAAAUAGCCACUGGUACUCAUUUGUUUAAACUUGGUAUGGAUUGUAAUUAUAAAUCUUAUGUCAAUCAAUUUACUACGAAUCCAAUUGCAUUGAAUAAGCCACAGAGGAACGAAGAGCGUGAUAAAAAACGUCAUUUGUCGCAUAAAUUUUCACUUACUCCAGCGUCGGAAUUCAAAUGGGUAGGAAGUUUAACGGGUACACGUGCGUUGCUGGUAAGUACCAUAAGACAAACAAUUCUUCAGCUGGAGAGUGCCAUUCAAGCGCCGUUUAUGCACACCAACUGGCCGUUGCUGAAAAAACCAUGGACUACAGCUGUGGGCUCCUGCUGCAAUCCCCGAGAUUUUGCUCGUGCUCUUAUUGUACUUCAGGCGUGUAUUAAAUCCGUUGUAUUCGCAAGUGUUUGGCAUGAUCAAUUGGGUCACGUUAAACUGCAACGAGUUACCGCUUUGGAAAGAGAGGAGAAGAAACGACAGGACAAAAAGGAGAAAAAAGAAAAAGAAGACGAAGAAGAACGUAAUAGAUUGACGUUUAACUUUGUUAAGUAUUCAUUGGGACUUAAACACCAAGUUUGGAAGCAAAAAGGCGAAGAGUAUCGUGUUCAUGGACAAUGGGGGUGGCUAUGGAUAUCCGCAAGUCGUCGUUACAAAUGCGGUGAUGCUUCUAAGUGUGGAUUAAAAGGUGGACCGCAAAAAAUAAUGGUUCAAAUUCGUGAUGUUAGUGGGCUUAAGAUUUUAGCUCUUGAUCCACCUACUUAUGAUUAUUUGAUGCAAGUUCACGGUUUAUCGCCCAAGGAAGUCAAACAGGAAGAUGUUAAGCCGGACAUUAAGGAAGAAGUUGAGUCAGAGGCUGAUAAAAAACCCACUGAUGAUGUUAAGAAAGAAGAUAUCAAGACUGAAGUCAAGGAUGAAAAGGAUGUUAAGACAGAAGAUAAAAAAUUAAAGGUACCGUUUUUGGAGAAUAUGAAAAUAGAAAAAGUAUUUUCUGUUAUUGAUAAAUUUGAGGAGAUAGAUGUGAUGAAAGCUUUGACAACACCAGGAAGAUUACAUUAUCCAAAAGUGGCUAAAAAAACCCGGAUUGAUGAAUUUUUAUCACGUCGUGCUCAUUUAAAAGUACUGGAAGAGCGGCGUCUUUCGCAAACAGAAAAACAUGACGCUAGUUCUGUUAAAAAUGAAGAUGAAGGCGGUAAUGAUGAUAAUGAAGAGUCUAAUAACACGUCGCUUCAAAGUAUCUUGGCUGGUAAAAUGCCUAAUAAAUCUCUUGCACCGCCAGUAAGAGAAAUGCUUAUCACUGUUGCUAAACGUAUCCAACAAGUUAGAAGCCAGUACGCUGCUGCGAUGAAGAUAGGCAAGGGGAAUAGUUGUUAUUCUCGGUACUGUAACAUGACUGGAGCUGCUGCUAAGACACCUAUUACACCUCAAAGUUUGAAUUCAACUUGUUACUCUCCUAUUUGUCUACAGAAAGCCAGACUCAAGCGUGAUCUUGUUAAUUUAUUACGACGUGCUAACGCACUUAAUAAUAAUCAAACAGCUGGUGGAUUGGUAACGCUCACAUCUUCGGGAGUCAAAAAAAUAGAAAUUGCUCCUACUAAACCAACUAAGGAGGAGAACAAGGAUGCAAUUAAACGUGAUCUUGAAUCGGCUGUCGCUUCAGCAACUCACUGUAUUGAAGAAGUUCCAGCAACAAAUGUUAAUGUUGAAAAAGACAGUCCUAAAGCUAAGCGCGUUAAAUUGGAAGAUGAUAACGUUGAUGUUGAAAGUACUGAUGUUAAAUCGGAAAAAGUUGAUAGGAUUAAAUCUGAAGCUGAUGAAAAAUCUGCCAGCAAUGCUGGAUCCAAGUUGACCAUUGUUAAUAAACGUGGUAGAACGGUACAACGUUGUUCUGUUGCUAAGGAACUCAGUGCUGAUGGUACUGUCAGAGUUUACUCGACAGUCAGUACUGAAGGCAAAGUUUACUUGAAAAAAGUUGCUGUUACCAAUGCUGAACGGAACAGAAAGAAACGUGCUCCAGUUAAGUAUCCACUCUGCUCGACUUUCUGCACCAAGGCUAAGCAGAGGAGUAUAUUGUUGUUGCCGCAACACGAGCUUAGAAAGUUAUCAAGAAAUGCUGGUAGAAUUCCAACUCAAGGAUUCCAUGCUCAAGCUAAGGCAAAUAUGUCAGUGUGGCCGUACCAGUGUCCAAGACCCUUAUUCAAAACCUGCUGGUUGUACCGUACAGUCGGUUUAAAAUCACUAGCAGCCGCGGCGCUUCAAUUGAGAAUACUCUGGGCAUGUUUGAGGUGGGACGAUAUGGUGGCUAAGCCUUUGUCAGCUGAUGGAAAACAUCAGAUAACUACUGACACUGAAAUAAUGUCACUGGAGAUCUUGAAACACCGACACGUAGGACAGUUUAUGGACCGAGUACAAUAUUUACGACGGAAAGUUGUGAUUCCUCUGGAACUUCCUAAACAAAUUCGCGAAGUUACAUCCAUACGAAGUGGAUUGAGGAAACGUAAGCGCCCAGAGUCACCACAGAGCACUGAACCACAGGUGUCCGAAGAAUGGGUUGAUGAAGACAAACUUGAUUUAUGGGAAAUAAAGCAAUACGGAGACAGGUUAGAAAAGGCUAAUGCCCAGAUUAUUACUAGGAGUCGAUCUGGCGGACCUCAGACUGGUGUGAUGAACCGUGGAUCAUUGGCGGGCUCAAGUGAAGUUAGUGGUAAAGCUACGCCUGAAGAGAUUAAAGAAAAAAUAGAACAACAAUUAAGGAUGCAAAGAGCUGCGCAUCAACAAAAACGGGCUCUUGAAACUCUUAAAAAUCCUUCGAAUUCAUCGCCGCAGCUUCUUAAAGUUACAACUAAUACCAAUCAAGAUGGUGCAAUUAAAGUAGUGUCAAAGGUGGCGAUACCAGUGAACCCGAAUACUCCUCAAGGGAAAUCACAAUUGACAUCUUUAUUAACAACUCCGAAUCAACACAAAACAAUAACUCGUCGUAUCUUCAUGACUAAAUCCGCAGACGGAACAACACGAAUGGUAUCUGGUCCUACGAGCAUUCUACCCAAGACAACAUCAUCACCGGCUGCUCUAAAUCAACAGUCACUGAUAAAAACUGGUACUCCCAGCACACCUCAACAAGGACAGCAAAAAGUUCAAAUUUUACGUGGACCUGAUGGUAAAUUGCAAGUACGUGGAUUGAUGCCAGGCCAACAGUUAGUUCAAAUGCCCGAUGGUAAACUCCAUGUACUGAAUACGACUCCUACAAUCGCUGCGUCUACCAUGACAACGCCAAACUCAACGACUACGGUUGUUGCUUCACCGCAGUCUAAUGUCAAAACAGUAACGACUAAGUUGACACCUGCAAAAGGAACCUUGGUAAAAAGUAUAGUUCAAAGUCCACAAAUACAAUCAACAACUCCAGUAACAUCGCGGAUCAAAACUGUGCCAAUGGCUGCAGUUUCUAACACGACUGGUGUUCUAACACCGCACAAGAAUACAAUUGUGAUGGCUAAUUCAGGUCAAAUUCAGCUUCAAGGGCAAGUUAUCACCACAAGUGGUCAGGUGAAUCAGAUAGUAGUUAAUAAUGCAACUUUAGCUCAACAAUUAGCGAGUGGCAAAGCGCAGCUUGCUACUGUUGGUGGUCACCAAGUUAUUAUAAGAAGCGCACCCACUGGUGGUAACCAAAUUGUUAUACCAAAUUCAGCGAGUCCAGGUAUAAUUGUCAAGACGAAUGCUAUACAAAAAACUCCGAUUGCAGCUCAAACGAUAACUUCAACAGUUGCAAGUCAAACACCAGCAGCACCUACUGGGACACCAGUAACUACCAGGGUCCAAGCUCCUAUUAAUAAUGUAACACCAGCGACACCAGCUGCUACACCAAUAGCAGCAACUACUCCGGUAGCAGCAACAACCGCGACAACAACUACCACGCCAACUUCAUCUAUUCCUGCGGGUACAGAGGCAUCAUUACUCGCUUCACAGCCGCCUGGUACUGUGAUAAAAUGCGUAACAGCUCAAGUUAUCGGGACGACUCACGGUCCUAGAAUAGUUCUCCAAGGUCUCCAGGGUGCAGAUUUUACUCCUCAGCAAUUGGCGAUGGUUCAACAGCAAGUUAAGCAGCAGUUAGUUAAAGCUCAAGAAACUACUGGUAAACAAGGUGUGCUAGGUCCUACUAAAAUUUAUCUUGCUGUUCAACCUGCGACUCAAACACCAACGACCGCACAAACAACGACUACAACUACAACAAAAACUCCAAUAGCAAUAAAAACUCCAGUUAUUCCCGCGCCUGCUUUGACUCCGGUAAAAACUCCGAUACCAGUAGCUCAUAUAAAGGUUGAGAAAAAUUUAGAUAUGCCUAAAAUAGCUCCAGCUCCAGCUACAGCUGACAAACCUAAAGUUGUUGUUCAACAAGUCAGCAGGACAAAUGUCUCUGAAGAUGAGCCUCAAAGAAUUGUUUUGGCUAAUGGACAACAACCAGCGGCAGUUAAAACACAAGUUACUGUUAAAACUGAAGAAGAUAAAGAUACUUUUACAGUAACGGAAGACUUUAUUGAACAUUCGGUGAGAACAGCUUUGAAGCAGGAGAAUUUAAAUCCAGAAAUAACUGAAAAACUUUUGAAAUUUCAACGUUAUCGCGAGCGAAGCAAAAAAGAUGCUGAAAAUUCAGUGUCGAAUAUACAGCACCAGCAUACGACACCAGUAGCACGUACACCUUCGCGAAAAAGACCUGCACCUGGUACACCGAUAACAGUAGCGGCUGGAUCAAUUACACCCUCAAUAGCACUGAGAGACUCGACGCAGACUAAUGAAAAAAUUAACGAGUGGUCUGAGACACCACGCAAGAAGAUUAUUAUUAAACAAGAGCCAAAGGAAUCUCCCAAGAUGGUGUCCAAGCAAUUACUCGAGGACAGCAGCAGUGUCAACAGCAGCAACGUCAUUGGAAGUAACAACACUGGGAAUGUCAACGAAGCAGCGGCAGCAGCUCAACGGAACCGGUCGUUAAAGUUGAAAGAUUCACAGGAAGCACGGAAGAAGCAGCAGGAAUUACAGAUUGACAUCCAGAAGGAUUUAUCAGCGGAAUUGACCACCCGGACCAAGGCUGAGCGGCAUAAACAGGACGAGGUAAAAGUUGGAAGCGCUAAACGCAAAGCCAACGCACAGGUACCAACUCAGGUCAGUCCAAGUCGCAGCGGGGGUAAAGCUAAAAAGCAUCGUGCUCCAAGUCAUCAUCACCAUACACCACCGGGUGGAUCAUCAUCGAUGCCGAAUCGUUUGAAAAAAGAAAAACUUUAUUGCUUAUGUAGAACACCUUACGAUGAAACUAAAUUCUACGUUGGGUGUGAUCUAUGUAAUAAUUGGUUCCAUGGUGAAUGCGUUGGUAUCACUGAAGAGAUGAGUAAAUCACUUUCAGAAUUUGUUUGUACUGAGUGUCGACACGCUAGAGAUACACAAGAGCUGUAUUGUCUUUGCAAGCAGCCUUAUGAUGAAUCUCAAUUCUACAUUUGUUGUGAUAAAUGUCAAGACUGGUUCCACGGUCGUUGUGUUGGAAUAUUACAGUCUGAAGCUGAUAAUAUUGAUGAAUAUGUUUGCCCUAAUUGCCAAAAAAAUUCGUCAGUUAAUUUUGCAAAUAUGAAAAACCUUGAUAAUAAAGAUUUUGAUUUAUUGAAGAAAUUAAUUAAGCAAAUGCAGGCCCAUAAAAGUGCAUGGCCGUUUAUGGAACCCGUAGAUCCAACUGAAGCGCCGGAUUAUUAUAAAAUAAUAAAAGAACCUAUGGAUCUUCAAACUAUUGAAUUCAGGAUAAACAGCAGGUCAUACAAGAAAUUAAGUGAAUUUAUCGGUGAUAUGACGAAAAUAUUUGACAAUUGUCGUUACUACAAUCAAAAAGAGUCGCAAUUCUUUAAGUGUGCCGAGUCGCUGGAAACAUUUUUCGUCCAUAAAAUAAAGAGUUUACGGGAAAAAUUUUCUGAAGGAAAAUAA